AUGGCGGGCGAGUCUGAGGAAUGGCUGGGCGAUUGGAUGAAAGAUAGAGGUACCCGAGACGAAAUGGUCAUCGCUACCAAAUACACUUACCCCUUCAAGGUCCACGAAAUCUUCCCGGAGGAAACUAUUCUUUCCAACUUUGGUGGCUCCAACAAGAAGAGUCUUCGUCUUUCGUUGAACGAGAGUCUGAAGCGAAUGAAGAUAGACUAUGUCGAUAUCUUCUACAUUCACACUUGA
Messenger RNA from Exophiala aquamarina CBS 119918, 237 nucleotides. RefSeq lists its product as uncharacterized. The coding region runs from base 1 to 237 and encodes 78 amino acids. Lineage: Eukaryota; Fungi; Ascomycota; Eurotiomycetes; Chaetothyriales; Herpotrichiellaceae. The transcript has a single exon. The record is from RefSeq and is a predicted model, not a curated record.